Molecule: messenger RNA, 147 nt
Organism: Kuraishia capsulata CBS 1993
Lineage: Eukaryota; Fungi; Ascomycota; Pichiomycetes; Pichiales; Pichiaceae
Exons: 1
Coding region: 1-147 (48 amino acids)
Source: RefSeq, a predicted model, not a curated record
AUGGUUUCGUGGUCUAGUUGGUUAUGGCAUCUGCUUAACACGCAGAACGUCCCCAGUUCGAUCCUGGGCGAAAUCAAAUCUUCUAUUUUUUUGCCUUUUUUACCUUCAUUUUUUGCAUUCAAAAUCUUCGAAUCAUUUUUUGAUUAG